AACAUGAUCAAUGAUAAGGUUUUUUAUUACUCUGUGUGUGUGUGUGUGUGUGUGUGUGUGUAAGAGAGAGAGAGAGAGAGAGAGAGAGAGAUUAAUGCAUAAGGCACAAUUGCAGCUGCAGCAAUGAUCCCUACAGAGGGAGACAUAUAGAGAGUGAGAGAGAGAAAGAGAGAGAGAGAGAGAGAGAGAGAAUGAGAGAAUGAGAGAGAGAGAGAGAGAGAAUGAGAGAUUUAGAGAGAAAUAUAGAGUAAGAGACAGAGAGAGGGAGAGAGAAGGAGGUGGUCUGUAAGAGAGCCAUGCUUGCAGAGUGAGUGUGACAGCAGAGAGAGAGAGAGAGAGAGAGAGAGAGAGAGAGAGAGGCAACGUGCAGGCAGAUGAAAGAGAAAGGAGGAGCUGAGAGGAGGAAGAGGACGACGAAGGUGUCAGCAUCAGGCCCCCCCAUUCACACACACACACUCACACACAUUUACACAGACACUCACACAGGAGAGGAGGAGAGGAAGAAGUGAAGAAAAAGACAGAGGAAAAGGAGAAGAGGAGAGAGCUCGGAGAACACUGCUUCCAUUGCAUCCUCGUUGUAGCGGACGUAGCGGCUUCCAUCACAGCCGUGCCCGUGUGUGUGUGUGUGUGUGUGUGUGUGUGUGUGUGUGUGUGUGCGUGUGUGUGAGAUAUGGAAUCCAGAGUGCUGCAUCGUCUCAGUUCAAUGCUGCUAAUGAAGACAGGGAUGCUGCAGUGACUGUGUGUGUGUGUGUGUGUGUGUGUGUGUGUGAGAGUGUGUGAGCAUGAGAGUGUGUGUGCAUAUGGAGCUCUGAUAGGUGCAGUGCUGCUGCUGUGUGUGAAGACGGACACAAUGCGAGGACAGGAGGAACUGAGAUAGAGAAGAACUCAAGGUGUGUGUGAAAGUGUGUGUAUGUGUGUGUGUGAGUGAGCGGUGGUCCGACUCCAGCAUCAUCAGCAUUCCUGCUGCAGAAGUACCGCUAACUCAUCUGCACACACUCACACACUGGCACCAGAGGCGGACGAGGGGUCGUUGCUAACGGAGACGGUCCCGGGUCAGAGGCGGUGACCCCAGUGAACAGCCGUCGGCACGGAGGCGCGCGGCAGCAGGGGCGUGAGCGAGAGAGACGGGCGGAGAGCCACCAUGGGCGAGUGGACGAUACUGGAGAGACUGCUGGAGGCUGCGGUGCAGCAGCACUCCACCAUGAUCGGGAGGAUCCUGCUGACAGUGGUGGUGAUCUUCCGCAUCCUGAUCGUGGGUAUAGUGGGUGAAAAGGUGUACGAGGAUGAGCAAGCCAUGUUCAUAUGCAACACGUUGCAGCCUGGCUGCAACCAGGCAUGCUACGACAAAGCCUUCCCCAUCUCACACAUACGCUAUUGGGUGUUCCAGAUCAUCCUGGUGUGCACCCCAAGCCUGUGCUUCAUCACCUACUCGGUGCACCAGUCAGCCAAGCAUAAGGACCGGCAGUACACGAUCCUGCAUGGGCCCUACAUCGACCACGGGCACGGACCGAGCCGGAAAGUGCGCAACCUCAACGGCAUCCUUGUCCAUGACUCCAAGGAUGAAGACAUUCCGGAGCUCAAGGACAUUCCAAACAUCCCUUCGUGGCCUACUCGGCCCUCAAAAAGUGCCAAGGCACGGCAACAGGAGGGCAUCUCACGCUUCUACGUCAUCCAGGUGGUGUUCCGUAAUGCCCUGGAGAUCGGCUUCCUGGCCGGCCAGUACUUUCUUUACGGAUUCAAUGUGCCGGCGAUGUUCGAGUGCGACCGCUACCCAUGUGUAAAGGAGGUGGAGUGCUACGUGUCACGGCCCACUGAGAAAACCGUCUUCCUGGUGUUUAUGUUCGCCGUGAGUGGCGUUUGCGUCGUGCUCAACUUGGCCGAGCUGAACCACCUGGGCUGGAGGAAGAUCAAAGCGGCAGUACGUGGCGCUCAGCAGCGCAGGAAGUCCGUGUGCGAGCUCAGGAAGAAGGAUGCCUCACACCUGUCCUCACUUCCCAACCUGGGGCGCACGCAGAGCAGCGAGUCGGCGUACGUCUGACGGAGAGUAGGGGAGGGGCUUAGGCGGGCAUGGGCAUGGAUGACCAGACGGAAGCAGAAGGCACGUCCUACGAUUAUGACUUGAUAGCAUGAGACGACUUGGUAUCAUUUGCAGGGUCGGACAACGGGGAGGGAGGGAUGGGAGAGAAAGGACAAGAAAGAUGAUACAUGGACCUAAAUGCUGGAGAGACAAAUAUUCUGUGGGAGUGAAAACUCUCUUAAUUCAAAAAUAUAGACGCACGCAAGGACAAUAUACUCAUACUCGCAUAACUGUCUCCCCAAGACCCUCGGAUGUCUUCCAAACAAAGCCACGUUGAACAAGAAAAACAGUUUUUGAGAAGAGAGAUAGGGAUGGAGAGAGGCAAAGUUGCUUAAAAGUGAGCCCAGUGAUUGGAUCUCUUCAUUUUAAAAAUCUUACAAAAAAAUUCAAGCAAAAUACAAAAAGAACAAAGCAAAGAGUUGAAGCUUAGUCUGUCUCUCUUUCUCUUUUUGUAUAAAGCGACAGUGUCUUUCAUACGUGGAGAUGAAUUGUAAAAGAAAAGAUUGACCGAUGAUGAUGAUGAUGAUGAUGAAAACAAGCCCCUCCCCCUUUUACAGCAGCCGGGCAAUAAGAGGACCAUCCCCUUAGUUAUAUACUUAGACAUAACCAUAAAUAAAAAAGCAUAAACAAACACUCAUUACUCCAGUUACUUCUCUUAGAGCCCUCGAGCUGCUGCCUAGAAACAACUCUGUACAUAUUUUGGCAUUAUGGUUUCUUGCAUUAUUUUAAUGAUUAUUUAACGCAGCUUUGUAUGACUUUUGGUCCUGUAUGUCCAAGUCAAGCACAGUUUCUGCUCUCGCACAUCCUGUCAGAAGUCGAGAGAUUAAAAAAACAUGCGUUAAAAAAAACAUUAGCUCUGUUGCAGGUCAUGUAGAUGCGCUUGACUGGAGAGGUAGCUAGAGAGUUAAUGUUAGGUAGCUAACUUAGAUUCCACAACCAGGUGAAAUUACAGGACUUCGCAAAUUCCAUACUGUAAUUCAAUAUGAAGUAAAACGUAUAUUCUAUCUGUGCUUUGCCAAAGUUUCUCUCCUUUUGUUGUAAAGUGGGCGGGGCUAACCUUGAGUAAAACUUCACAUGACUGAUGUUGCUCAUCCCUGUCAAUGAACUUUUAUUUAAACUAUGCAUUCACUAUUGAAUCGUCUCUUCAGGUCUGAGCAAUUCAGCAAGAGAAAGCUAGCUAGCUUGCUAGUAUGCUAACUGUGCUAAUUGAGUUGGUUGAUACAUGGAGAGUUUAGUUGUGUUUAGCUGCUUGAGUGGUGUAGCAAUCAGUCAAGCGUGAUGAUUAGCAUAUUAGGCCACGCCCACUGGGAUGGCGCUCUGAUCAGUGAGUUUGGCUGCUGUUUGAGCAGCAUUUAUCAUUAUCUCUAUCUUGUUUUGUUUUUAUUUCAAUUUUGCUGGAUGUUUGAUUUAACACAAGAAAACUUUUAAUAUUUUACAUUUCCUGGACUUUUGGUAGCUCAAUGUUCUUCUUUUUUCUUGUUCAUUUUAAGCAACGUACAGUUUGUUACCUCAAUGAUAAUAACUUUAUAGCGAGUAGAUCUCAAGGAAAAAGAUCAGAAAAAAUGAAUAAUGCAUGACCCCUUAUGAUUUCCGUAGUGUGUGAGCAGAGAAAUUGCCAAACUGUCCUUGACUCAAAGUACAGGACCUCCACUGGGCUAAUGGAUUGCAAGCUUUAAUGUUAAAAAAGGAAAGAAAGAAAGAAAAUAUCUAUAUUAUUGAUGUUUAUUUAUUCUUUUUUGUUCUUUACUAAAGAAACGUGUAUAUUACAUGAUAAAAGAAGAUUUUUUUUGUUUACAACAGACUUUGCGUAGCCUUCUGCAGAAAAAAAAAUACCAAGGCAUGUUAAUGACGCAUUAUUAGAAUGGCUAGACUGUGUCCUGGGCUGUGUUUCUAUUUUUUGAAAAAACAAAGGGAUUUUUUUUUUCUUUUUGCACCCUGUUUAUGUACUCCGAAGCAUGCUGAGCGGAAACUAUAGCACCAUGAGGAUAUGGGAUUAUGGGACCUGUGCUGAAUAUGGCUCUGGUAUUGCAGCAAUAAUACAUAUAUAUUACAAAUAAGAAAUUAUAAGAAAAAAUAUAUAUAUAAUGAAUAUAUGUGAAAAAAAUAAAAGAAAUAAAUUCCCUCCAUUUUGA
Molecule: messenger RNA, 4209 nt
Organism: Pangasianodon hypophthalmus (striped catfish)
Lineage: Eukaryota; Metazoa; Chordata; Actinopteri; Siluriformes; Pangasiidae
Gene: gjd1a
Product: gap junction protein delta 1a
Exons: 2
Coding region: 1142-2038 (298 amino acids)
Biological process (GO): cell communication
Cellular component (GO): connexin complex
Source: RefSeq, a predicted model, not a curated record